Zymoseptoria tritici IPO323 is the source of this 534-nucleotide messenger RNA. RefSeq lists its product as uncharacterized. The record is from RefSeq and is a predicted model, not a curated record. The coding region runs from base 1 to 534 and encodes 177 amino acids. NCBI's taxonomy places the organism in Eukaryota, Fungi, Ascomycota, Dothideomycetes, Mycosphaerellales, Mycosphaerellaceae. The transcript has 2 exons.
AUGUCCUUCAAGGGCCACGAUACACAACCAGUUACACAUUCGGCAUUUGUGCCUGGUCUUGCGAGUGUGCCUUGGAAAUCGGAGACUUUGAAUGCCGGUUUGAGACACAGGCUGAACGGCGACUCGCUACACCGAACUUUGCUCACAGUCGAGCAUGUUCAGCGCGCACAGAAUGUGCGAAUACUCACAUCAUGGCACACUGUGAAAUUGGAAGCAGCGUACAGCAGUCGUUCGUCAUCACAGUGCAUCCAAUUGAGUCGCAUCGAAGCAAGCUGCGCCGAUUUCUUCGUACAGUUCACAGGAUGCUACGAAUCGUGGACCAAGAACAUGGAGGAGCAGUCGUAUCGCAUGCGCAAGUCCGACAUCGUCACUCGACACAUCACAGAAAGUGUGGGCCAUCGUCUUCUCCACGCACAACAACCGAGACCGGCAUGGAGGAGCAAGCUGAAAGAGGUGGGGUCACCCACGCAGCGAUUUUACUGUGGCUUUGUCGACCAGCGAUCUAACAUGUACGAAUCGCGGGUUGCGAACUAA